UUAUUUUCUUUAUUCUCAGCAGAUACUAUGGGUGAAAUGCCGUGAUUACAGAUCGCGGAAACUCGUCAUUUUCCGAGAGCUUCUGCUCUUGUCGAAAUACACGUCUUAUUGAUUGCCCGUGAGAGAAAACAAAUACGCAUUGAUUAUGGGUCACGCGCUGAAGAACUUUGUUCAGCAUGUGAGACUGACAGUGUUUCCGUUUUGGCGGACUUACGUGAUCGUCUUGGCUCCUUUGUUGCCCAUCAGUCUUCUGCUGAAUCACUACGAGAACACGGCUGCAAGAUGUGCAUGGGGUGUCAUUGUGAUGAGCAUCUAUUGGAUGACAGAAGCUGUUCCCCUGGUUGUCACAGGAAUGCUGCCAGUCUUCAUUUUUCCAGCUCUGGGUCUCAUUGACUCUGACACUGUUUCCAAACUCUACUUGACCAAGUCGAACAUGCUGAGACUGAGUGAGUCCCUGAGGGUUGAUUGUGAUGAGAUUUUACUGUAUGUAAUAUGCGUUUCUUUUCUCUACCUUAUAGCUGGCUUGAUGGUGGCAGUGGCAAUAGAAAACGUCAAUCUCCACAAACGGAUUGCACUCAGGAUUAUCCUUCUGACCGGAACUUCUCCUAGAAGAAUAAUGCUUGGCUUCAUGCUGUCUGCUGUGCUGAUUUCCAUGUGGAUCUCCAACACGGCAGCAUGUGCUAUGAUGGUGCCGAUUGUUCAAGCCGUUCUUGAAGAGAUUUACGGCCGCAAAGAUGUGAGAGCGACACCUGUUGAAACAUUGCCGAUCUUAGCCUUCAAAAAUCGUGCAUUCCCCUUACUACAAUCAAACCUCUUUAAAUCGAACUUCACGGGACCAGCGAAAAAUUCGAUUAUGGAUGCCUUGAGUCAGGGAAACAAACAUUUGUGUUGCUGGCUGACAUCAAGAGACACAGUGCUUCCUGAAGUGGCAGACGGACUUUUCUCUCACCACUCAGAAUACAGAAAGGAGGCGAUGGACAUUGAAGAAGAAAUCGGUCAUCUUCGAGACUCCAACUCGAUGCAAAUUCUGAAUAAUAUGAAUUACGACGGGAAAUCUUUCUCCGCAGACGCAGUCAAAGUGACUGUGCGCAAAGAAGACAGUGAAAACAACAACAAUGCUGAGGAACUGAAGAAGAGGUACCACACUGCCAAAAUCGGCAAUUUGUUGGCAAUCUGCUUCGCUUCCAACCUCGGAGGAACUGGUGUUGCCACAGGAACUGCCCCAAAUCUCAUCCUUAUUGGCAUUUUAGACGCAAUAGCAGACGUGAUGAGACUGUUUCGCACACCAACAAAUGUGCCAGAAGAUGUUCGGCGGCGUUGGGAGGAAGAAGCUGAUGCCGAGGUCAGGGCUCGACAUGUCAUUCGAGCUCGGUACGACUCCUUGGGUCAAAUCAGGUUCGAGGAGGCCAUGGUCCUGUUUCUCUUCAUCAUUCUUGUCGCGUCGUGGGUCUUCAGGUCACCGCAAUUCGUGCCUGGCUGGGCCCACUGGUUCCAAGCGGACGUCAGUGAAGCGUCUACAUGUGUGAUGAUCAUUUUCCUCAUGUUCAUAAUUCCGAAGAACCCGUCGUUUCCGUUCUUCACUGGCGUGAAGGACAAAGAUAACCCACCCGAAGCUUCAAAGGGGCUUUUGAACUGGCAAAUUAUCCACGAAAAAGUCCCCUGGAACGUCGUCAUUUUAAUGGGUAAUUCAAAGCUUAUAAAAAUUACGAAAAGCACAUCAAAAUACAUGGCACUUGCAAAUGUUUUGAUUUGUGUAGGCGGCGCCGUCGGUAUGGCAGAGGUGUGCAAAACGAGUGGUCUCACCACAACUGUUGGUGAGCAAUUUGGGCGCCUCGACUAUUUAUCGCCGCCGGUUGUGCUGCUAAUUAUGACCACAGUGACGGCGUUCCUCACUGAACUCGCUUCGAAUGCCGCCACGGCGUCCAUCGUGCUUCCAAUCCUCCAUUCCCUGUCGAUGCAAAUGGGAGUCAAUCCUUUGUACUUCAUGUUGCCAGCGACAAUCACGACGUCGUACUCUUUCAUGCUUCCAGUGGCAAAUCCUCCAAAUGCCAUCACUUACACAGCAGCCGGCAACAUGAAAGUUUCAGACAUGGUAAGUGAACUCACUGUUGCUGGAUUGAUAAUCGCUACGUACUAUAAUUCGAAAAAGCAAUGA
This is a messenger RNA of Notodromas monacha, 2155 nucleotides long. NCBI's taxonomy places the organism in Eukaryota, Metazoa, Arthropoda, Ostracoda, Podocopida, Cyprididae. The record is from the annotation of a GenBank genome assembly.